AUGAGAUUAAAAGAUGAAGACGAUGAUAUUGCUACAGUAGAUGAAAUCGAAGAGCUUAAUAUGUUAGAAGAAAAUGAAAGUAACAAUAUUCCAAUCGAGAGUGAAUCAUUAAUAAUUGGUAAUACGAUGAACUUAGAUUCGCCUAAUUUCAUCGUACAACCUAUGGCACUUGAUAGUAUUGUUAUUUCUGAAGUUGUCGAAGACAAUAUUAAAGAGAACCAUGACAAUAGAGAAUUUGAG
This is a messenger RNA of Racocetra persica, 240 nucleotides long. The record is from the annotation of a GenBank genome assembly. NCBI's taxonomy places the organism in Eukaryota, Fungi, Glomeromycota, Glomeromycetes, Diversisporales, Gigasporaceae.